This is a messenger RNA of Hyaloscypha bicolor E, 1077 nucleotides long. RefSeq names its product alpha/beta-hydrolase. Lineage: Eukaryota; Fungi; Ascomycota; Leotiomycetes; Helotiales; Hyaloscyphaceae. Gene Ontology annotation, molecular function: hydrolase activity. The transcript has a single exon. The record is from RefSeq and is a predicted model, not a curated record. The coding region runs from base 1 to 1077 and encodes 358 amino acids.
AUGUUUAUCUACGAAAAUCAAAAUAUUGCCCAGCAGCGCACACCAGACACCGUCGCACCUCUCAUCUAUACGAAACCCCCGAUUACGAGUCGAUUCUCCUACUUCUUGAAGCUUUGGUCUCUGAAGAUAGUCGAACGGGCUGGAUUCGCCGUCAUCAGAACUCUCAAACCUGCACCAAAAGGAAUUCGACCAUCCUUCCUUAAGACGUACCCGUGUCGACCCCAUCUUCGAAAUCGAGUCUUUAUACCACAAUCGCGCAAACCUUGGGAACAACUUCCCGCAUACCUCGAUUUACAUGCCGGAGGCCAUGCCCUGUACAAUGCCCAAUUUGAUGACGAGUUCUGUGCUACGCUUGCGAAUAAGCUCAAUAUCUUGGUCAUAAGUAUCGAGUACAGCAGAGCCCCAAGAAGCAGAUUCCCUGGGCCGACGAACGAUGUUGUUGCAAUAUCACAAGCAAUCAUUGAAGAUGGGGAUCUGCCUAUCGACAAGAGUCGUAUUGUCUUAGGCGGCUUCAAUGCAGGCGGAAAUCUUGCUCUCUCAGCCGCCCAGUUUCCGGAAUUGAAAGACAAGAUAUGUGGCAUCGUCUGUUGGUAUCCAGUUACAGACUUUGCUCUUUCGGCAUCUGCGAAGCAAAGUUCGAGGCCAUAUCGGAACAAGCAGGAUCUGGAUGAUUUCAAGGACUGGGCUCCACUGUGGAAGUGGGCUUAUAUUCAACCAGGCCAUGACAUCCGAGAUCCAUUGCUGAGCGUCAGAUAUGCCAAAGCGGAAAAUCUCCCUCGAUGGAUAUAUAUGAUCGGGGCACAGUACGAUAUGCUUGCAGAAGAAGCAAGGGAAACGAUUUUUGAUAUUGCCAGACUUGAUGAGCAGGAGAGAAAACAAGGGCUUGACGGAUUUGAGAAGGGCACAUAUAGGUGGAGACUGGUGAAAGACGUCCGGCAUGCGUUUGCAAACAAUGUCACGAGCGGCAGGAGCAAAGAAACUGAAGCUAUUGACAGGAUGCGGACCGAGCAGAUGCUGAACUCCGUCGGCGAGUGGCUUUUGAAGGGUCCGUUGGGGGCCUCGAGAUCGGAUUCGUGA